CUGCGUGUUCGACUUCAGUGUGGACACCGAAAGACAGCCGCAUUUGAUGAACGCACGUCUCACGCCCGCACACCGAGUCCCUCGACUAGGAACACACCGGCAAACAUGCACAGGUCGUCGGCCCUCAAAUCAGCGGCCAACCCACCCCCCACCCCACCCCCCGAAGCCCCCCUUCUACUACCGCUCUUCCUCUCCCUCUCCCUCUCCCUCUCCCUCUGUGUGCGGCUUGGCCCCCUGCUGCUUGCCUGUGCGCCGCUUCUUCUGUGCACCAAUCUGCCAAACAUCAUCUAGGUGGUUUGUCAGGAGGCCUGCGAACACCGGCAGACAGCAGCUUGCAACCUCUCUUUCUUUGUCUCGCUCUUUCUGUUUGUCUGCUUCCUCUUGUCUGUCCCUGCUGACCCUUGAUCAUGUUCCAGUUGGACUCGUUACGUUCGGCCGAGUGCAAGAGAUUCCAGGCACUAAUCAUGCACAGCGCCAACGCCAAGUCCUUCCGCCUGACCCACACACCAACGACAAAGACAGAGAGAGACAGAUUGAGACCUGAGACACCGAGGGGACUCUUCGCCCAUACUUGUUCUGGACGAUUUGAUGGUUGUGGACCCAGUGGCAAGGGAGGCUCUUCGGCUUCUUUGGGGGCUUCUUGAUGUGCUCGCCCACCCGGUAGGGAUGCACAAACUGACUCUGUACGCACCCACACAAAGGUGACCCCAAUCCACCAUAUGUUUUCGGUGCCCUUGCCGCCAACCAGGAGAGCCCGUAUGGCGGCUACGUUGUGUCUGACGCCCAGCAGCAUCACUGUCAUUAUGGCGCAGAUCACAAACACGCCACAGUCGGGCACUACACACAGCCACACAGCCACCCACCAUCCAAGAUGAGAUGUGUUUUGGUUCCUGCUUACGCGUCUGCUGGGGGCUCACUAUCAGACCCGAUGUCAGCACCUGACCAAAGCAAGCGGACAGACUGCAGGACCUCUUGUGUCGACCGGUGCGUCUCGUAUAUGGCUGGCUGGUGCGUGUGUACGUCCUCGCCCAAGCGCCACUGCUCCGGCUCGCGAGCGUGGCCCCUCAGCAACUCGAACUCCUGCAAAGAUAUGUGCACGCGUGGACACCCACCCACUGGCGGGCUGCCCCCGUACCAAUCUAAAUCUCUCUAGAAGUUUGGUGCGCAUUUCUGACAGUAGAGAGACUGUGCGUGCGUGGGGUGGAAGCAUGUCUGUCUGUGUGUCUGUCUGUGUCAUUGAUCACCCAUGAAUUUUGACGAGGUUUCGAUUGCACUGUCGGCGUCCUGACAGACAAAGACGGCGAGUUGGGCAUGUAUGUCUCUGCGUGUGCAGGUGCGUGUGUAGGCGUGAGUAUAUUCCUCUGAGUUGGAGUCGCAGCACGACAGCAGUGAAGCGCCCUCGUCGGGACCUGCAGUGCAUGACAGACAACAACACAAGUCGACACACAGAAGUGAGCAGUAAGCCUUCUUGUGCUGCCCCAUUCACCCGUCAUCUGCCUUCGGAUCCGCUUCUGAUAGAAUAAUCCAGACACAGAGACAGACAGAUCAACAGAUGCUCUCCCCGUGUCGUUGCGUGUGUAUCGUGGUGGGCGCCUCUCGACUCGUGCAAACCAUUUGCGCGUAGAUGUUGUUGCCCUCCUUGGUGUCCUUGAAGGGGUUGGGCAGCUCCACACUCGGUACCAUCCACUUCCUGAUGUACGACACCAGGGACGCCACAGCCACACAUGUGGCCGCAGCGCCUUCACGCGAAUGAUACCGCUGUUUGUACUGCAGCAUCAACCUGAGGAAAGGAGAAAAGUCGGCAUGUCUUCCAAGCGCAACUUGUGCUCAUCUGACCAGGGGCGAUAGAGAAAUGCUACGGCCCAAUGGCCUGGCUGAACACCGCACCACACCGACACCCACACCCCCAAAGUCGACAUCGGAUGUAGAGAGUAAAUUAUGGAGUGCCCGCAGGGGUCUGUCUGUCUGCCUGUCUGUCUGUCUGGUGGCCUGCUGUAUCUUGCCUUCUCACCACGGGACUGAACGGAAGGAUGAUGCACUCGGCCAACAGCCACAACUCUGACACACGCACCGACGCGCACAAAGGCAAUCACAGCUGCCUCGUAUGAAUCUGAGCGUUUGGGUACCCGAUCCCUUCUUGUCCUUGACGACCCUCUUGAUGCGGUCCGGCCCUAUCAUGGCGCCGGUCUGCGCUGUCUCCAGGAGAAGCCAUGAAUCGCCGUCUGCAGAGCCCAUCAGCUGAAGACGAGACCAGGCCACGUGUGAAGGGACACAGCCAAGAGCCAUGCAUUGGGCUGAUAGCCAUGCAUUGGGCUGAUACGAACGUACCAUGAUAUGCGAGAAUUCUUGGAAGUAGUCAAUCGACCAUUGGCCCAACUCCUGUCCCUUUGUGGCCUACGUGCAGCCCACCCACAGACCGUCGACAGAUACUGUUGCCUGCUCCUCCGUGUCCCUGUGUUCUAUCCUUUCCCACCACCACCACCCACCCACCCACUCACCAUCUGCAGGAUUCUUUCGGGCGUCAGACUUUGCCCACCAUCCGGUGAUCCUAUCUUAUGGCUCGACGAGAUGCGAAGCUGACCCAGCGAUUGGUUCCCUGCAGAAAUUGGUUGCUUGUGCGUGUAUGUGAUCCCCCAGCCAUCUCAUCUCUCACCCCCUUCACUCCAUGAAUCCUCCAGAGCUUCUGCAGGACAUAGAGACAUGCGAACACGGUGCACAAGUGAACAUUCAAUGGGUGGUCAGCCGUGCACGCGCACCUCUUAUGUCACCAAACUUGUCACUGCCAUCUGGGUUCACAUUCAAUUCACGGAGCACGUCAGCCACAACAAGGCUUGCGGCGCGGCCGGCGGUUUCCAGUCCCGCCCUCAGAUUAUCUAGAUUGUCUACGUCCAUCGGGGCUGCCGCUGCUGCUGCCGCUGCGGCGGCGGCGACGGGGGCGGCGGAGGUGCCUUCCCCUACGUCGCCCAUCCCCUCAUCGCUCAUUUCUCAACAACCUUUCC
Messenger RNA from Vitrella brassicaformis, 2999 nucleotides. The record is from the annotation of a GenBank genome assembly. Lineage: Eukaryota; Vitrellaceae.